CAUAUCAUCAUUCAUGCGCCACAAACGUUUGGCCCAAUCAAGUGUUAAGGCUGCGGUGGCACUGUCAGUCAUAUGCCACAAAUUGGGUGCCAGUGUUGUUUACUAUGCGCCCUCUUUUGGAUGCCACUGGUUAUUGUGCGCACAAAUACCGACUCAUGCGCGCGCAGGCGUAUCCACACUGGCCCCGCCCACUGCUCGCUCCACACAGCAAAGUGUUAACUGCGUUCUCUUCAGCUGCGCUCGCAUCACUGAGACGAGAGCUCUGCCGAGAGAGGCUGGCCUUGCUGGGCGGGGACGAUUGCUUCGUUUGUGACUGAAAAAAGCAGAAUGACAAGUGCACAGUCCCCACCCCCCUUAGCCCCCCUUCUUUGCUUUCUAGUAGCAUGGCUGACAAUCACCUUGGGAAAUUAGAAUUAGACGAGGGUUCUUUAAACUUGUCGGAUGGCUGCGAGUCCAAGCUGAGAUGGGAAGCUAUGCAGCAAGGAGUGGACACACUGAGUGACGUCCCCAAUUCUACAGUUGCAAAUGACCUGGACCUGAUCUUCCUCAAGGGAAUCAUGGAAAGUCCAAUAGCCCAUGAGAAGCUGGAAGAGACCAAACUGGAGGCGGUUCGUGAUAACAAUCUCGAGCUGGUCCAGGAUAUCCUGGUGGACAUCUCGCCUCUGGUGGGCAUAAACAGCAUGGCAGACGAGCUGGCGCGGAUCUUGACAGAGCCUCACUUCCAGUCACUACUGGAAACUCAUGACUCUGUGGCAUCAAAAAGCUAUGAAACCCCACCACCCAGCCCUUGUGCCUUCAUGGACCCGGCACUCAACAACCAGCCUGUGCCACCCGAUGCUGUGAGAAUGGUUGGCAUCCGCAAGGUUUCCGGAGAGCACCUGGGGGUGACAUUCCGUGUCGAAAACAAUGACCUGGUGAUUGCCCGGAUUCUGCACGGUGGCAUGAUUGACCAGCAAGGCCUCCUGCACGUGGGGGACAUCAUCAAAGAGGUCAACGGGAAGGAAGUGGGCAGCGACCCCAAGGUGCUGCAGGAGAUGCUGAAGGAUGCCAGUGGGAGUGUUGUUCUCAAGAUCCUGCCCAGCUACCAGGAGCCCCACCCACCACGGCAGGUGUUUGUGAAGUGCCACUUUGACUAUGACCCCGCACACGAUAACCUAAUCCCCUGCAAGGAAGCUGGCAUGACAUUUAAUGCUGGUGACAUCCUGCAAAUCGUCAAUCAGGAGGACCUCAACUGGUGGCAGGCAUGCCACGUCAAGGGUGGCAGUGCAGGCCUCAUUCCCAGCCAGCUGCUCGAGGAGAAGAGGAAGGCAUUCGUGAAGCGAGACCUGGAGCUGGCAGCCUCAGCAAGUGCCCUGUGUGGUGGCAUCAGUGGAAAAAAGAAGAAGAAGAUGAUGUACCUCACCACAAAGAACGCAGAGUUUGACCGGCACGAGCUGCUGAUUUAUGAAGAGGUGGCCAAAAUGCCUCCAUUCCGCAGGAAGAGCCUCGUGCUGAUUGGUGCACAGGGAGUGGGCCGGCGAAGCCUGAAGAACAAGCUGAUGCUGUCUGACCCAUCGCGAUACGGGACCACCAUACCAUACACCUCUAGGAAACCAAAGGAAGACGAGAAGGACGGGCAGAUGUACUCGUUUGUCUCGCGCUCAGAGAUGGAACGGGACAUCAAGAACGGCCGCUAUCUGGAGCACGGCGAGUACGAGGGGAACCUGUAUGGCACCAAAAUUGACUCCAUCCAUGAGGUGGUAGACACGGGGAAAGUGUGCAUCCUGGACGUGAACCCGCAGGCCCUGAAGGUGCUCAGGACAUCAGAGUUCCUGCCUUACGUGGUCUUCAUCGCGGCACCUGAAUUCGACGUGCUCCGAUCUAUGAACAAAGCGGCCAUUGAAGCCGGCGUCCUCACCAAGCAGCUCACGGAAACGGAGCUGAAAAGGACGGUGGAGGAGAGCGGCAGGAUUCAGAGAGCGUACGGACAUUACUUUGAUCUAACCAUCACCAACGACAACCUGGAGAGGUGUUUCCGGAGCCUGCAGGGGGCACUGGAGCGGCUCAAUUCAGAACCCCAGUGGGUCCCCGUCAGCUGGGUGUUUUAGGACAAGUUGGAGGGUAAGAGGGUGUGGCGGACUCUGGUUAGGGCCACCUUACAGUUGCCAAAUAGCUCCAGUGUGCAGCAGGUGCCAAAGGCUUCCUCAUUCAGGCGAAUUGGGGGGCAGUUUAUGUCAGGAAGCAGACGUCUUUACUACCAGACUGCACUGAAUGUGUGUAAGCGGACAGAAGUCAUCAGCACCUAAAAAAUGUGAGGAGAACUCAUCUGGCUCAUUACUGACCCCUUGGGGUGGCUAUAAGAACCACCACCACCGCCACCACCGGACACCCCACUAAAUCCUGAAGACUGGUGGAGGUCACAGUGGAAUUGAAUCAUCUUCAUUGUGUUCAGCAGCAUGUUGGUCCAGGAUGCCCCCCUGAAACGUCACUCAUGCUCAAGUUCAGCCCUGGAGGGGCCAACCCAAUGAAUUUGAAGCCAUUGUUAGCCGAAAACUGAACUUGUCAAAUUUUGGUGUUGUUAGUGUUUUCAUUCCACAACAUCAGGUUAUCCUGUCAUUGUAAAAAUCCUGUCCACACCAUUUGUGCCCCUCAACCAGAUCAGUGAUCACCCACUCCUUUAGGGUCUUCUCCUCCAUUUCAGAUGCUCCAUGAUGUGCUCACACAGAUGUCAAUGGGACCAAGUAAGCUGGUGACCUACUGGCCCCUUUGUAUCUCAUUGUUAAUUGGACACUCGUUAAUAAAACGCUGUCGAUGGAGCUGUUUAAUAAGAGUUGGGGGGUCUUCACGGGCAAGUUACCUGAAAGGAAGCACAGAAACGAUGGUUGAGCAC
Messenger RNA from Erpetoichthys calabaricus (reedfish), 2869 nucleotides. RefSeq names its product MAGUK p55 subfamily member 2-like. Gene Ontology annotation, cellular component: plasma membrane; cell-cell junction. The transcript is spliced from 12 exons. NCBI's taxonomy places the organism in Eukaryota, Metazoa, Chordata, Cladistia, Polypteriformes, Polypteridae. Bases 384 to 2087 code for a protein of 567 amino acids. Gene Ontology annotation, molecular function: protein binding. The record is from RefSeq and is a predicted model, not a curated record.